Molecule: messenger RNA, 2780 nt
Organism: Drosophila hydei
Lineage: Eukaryota; Metazoa; Arthropoda; Insecta; Diptera; Drosophilidae
Gene: GABA-B-R1
Product: gamma-aminobutyric acid type B receptor subunit 1
Exons: 16
Coding region: 4-2619 (871 amino acids)
Biological process (GO): G protein-coupled receptor signaling pathway; gamma-aminobutyric acid signaling pathway
Cellular component (GO): membrane; G protein-coupled receptor heterodimeric complex
Molecular function (GO): G protein-coupled GABA receptor activity
Source: RefSeq, a predicted model, not a curated record
GAUAUGACAAGUGAUGGUGCUGUUACGUUUUGGAUAUUUUUGCUUUGUUUGAUCGGGACACCGCAGCUGGAGGGCAGCGAGGCGGGCAGGCCGGAUGAGCUGCAUAUUGGCGGCAUAUUUCCAAUUGCCGGCAAAGGAGGAUGGCAGGGUGGGCAGGCGUGCAUGCCGGCCGCAAGACUGGCAUUGGAUGAUGUCAACAAGGAGCCAAAUCUUCUGCCCGGCUUCAAGCUCAUCCUGCACAGCAAUGACAGCGAGUGCGAACCGGGUUUGGGCGCCAGUGUGAUGUACAAUCUAUUAUAUAAUAAGCCGCAAAAGCUGAUGCUCUUGGCGGGCUGCAGCACUGUCUGCACCACCGUUGCAGAGGCAGCCAAAAUGUGGAAUCUAAUUGUGCUCUGUUAUGGCGCUUCAAGUCCCGCUCUGUCCGAUCGCAAACGUUUUCCAACACUGUUUCGCACCCAUCCCUCGGCCACGGUGCACAAUCCAACGCGCAUCAAGCUGAUGAAAAAGUUCGGCUGGUCACGCGUUGCCAUUCUACAGCAAGCCGAAGAGGUAUUCAUAUCGACCGUCGAGGAUCUUGAGAAUCGCUGCAUGGAAGCUGGCGUCGAAAUCGUAACUAGACAAUCAUUUCUAUCCGAUCCAACAGACGCCGUACGCAAUUUAAGACGCCAGGAUGCCCGCAUCAUUGUGGGCCUCUUCUAUGUGGUGGCAGCAAGACGCGUUCUCUGCGAGAUGUACAAACAGCAGCUCUACGGGCGUGCUCAUGUCUGGUUCUUUAUAGGCUGGUACGAGGACAACUGGUACGAGGCAAAUCUGGAAAAUGAGGGCAUAACGUGCACAGUGGAGCAAAUGCGCAUCGCUGCCGAAGGACAUCUGACAACCGAGGCUUUAAUGUGGAAUCAAAACAAUCAGACAACAAUAUCGGGCAUGACCGCCGAAGAGUUUCGACAUCGACUGAAUCAUGCGCUUAUCGAAGAAGGCUACGACAUAAAUCACGAUCGCUAUCCAGAGGGCUAUCAGGAGGCGCCGCUGGCCUAUGAUGCUGUCUGGAGUGUGGCAUUGGCCUUCAACAAGACAAUGGAGCGUCUAACGACUCGAAAAAAAUCGUUGCGAGAUUUUACGUACACAGACAAAGAAAUUGCCGACGAUAUAUAUUCGGCAAUGAACUCGACACAGUUCUUGGGCGUAUCGGGCGUGGUUGCAUUCAGCUCACAGGGCGAUCGAAUUGCGCUCACACAAAUCGAACAGAUGGUAAAUGGGAAGUACGAAAAGCUAGGCUAUUACGAUACACAGCUGGACAAUCUAACUUGGCUAAAUACGGAGCAAUGGAUUGGUGGAAAGGUGCCGCAGGAUCGUACAAUUGUUACCCAUGUGUUAAGAACGGUCUCUUUGCCGUUAUUUGUUUGCAUGUGCACCAUCUCCUGUUGCGGCAUCUUUGUGGCCUUCGCUCUGAUCAUCUUCAACAUAUGGAAUAAGCAUAGAAGAGUAAUACAAUCCUCGCAUCCUGUGUGCAAUACGAUCAUGCUAUUUGGCGUUAUCAUCUGCCUUAUAUCAGUCAUAUUACUGGGCAUGGACGGGCGCUUUGUCAGUCCACAUGAAUAUCCAAAGAUCUGUCAAGCACGUGCUUGGCUAUUAUCCACCGGUUUUACAUUAGCAUAUGGUGCUAUGUUCAGCAAAGUCUGGCGUGUGCAUCGAUUUACAACAAAAGCGAAAACUGACCCAAAGAAAAAAGUGGAACCUUGGAAGCUAUACACCAUGGUUUCGGGGCUCUUAUCAAUAGAUUUAGUGAUAUUAUUGUGUUGGCAGAUCUUUGAUCCGCUACAGCGUAUACUCGAAACAUUCCCACUCGAAGAUCCAGUAUCUACAACUGAUGAUAUUAAAAUACGUCCAGAGCUUGAGCAUUGCGAAAGUGAACGCAAUUCCAUGUGGUUAGGACUUGUUUAUGGCGUUAAGGGUCUUAUAUUGGUAUUUGGCCUGUUCUUGGCCUAUGAGACACGUUCGAUCAAAGUCAAACAGAUAAACGAUUCACGCUAUGUGGGCAUGAGCAUCUACAAUGUGGUUGUGCUCUGCCUGAUUACAGCGCCAGUUGGUAUGGUCAUUGCAUCGCAGCAGGACGCAUCAUUCGCCUUUGUUGCACUAGCUGUGAUAUUCUGUUGUUUCCUAAGCAUGCUGCUGAUAUUUGUGCCAAAGGUCAUUGAGGUCAUACGACAUCCAAAAGAUAAAGCCGAAUCGAAAUACAAUCCAGAUUCGGCCAUAUCCAAGGAGGAUGAGGAACGCUAUCAAAAACUGGUAACCGAAAACGAGGAACUACAACGAUUGAUAACACAGAAAGAGGAAAAGAUAAGAGUAUUACGGCAGCGGCUUGUCGAGCGGGACGUGAAUACGAAGGGCACAGAACUGAAUGGGGCAUCGGGUCCCGGCAUCGGAGCUGGUGGUGCCAAUGGUAAUGGCAAUGGUAACGGUAACGGCAAUGGUGGCACAGCAACAACAUCACUGGCAAUCCAGCCACUGGCUGCAAACAUCAUCAGUACAGCUGCCUCAGCGCAUCCCACGCCCGCAGCCACACUCGCAAUCACACAAGAAAUUUUGGCCAUUUUUGCGGGCAUUGAGAAAAUCGAUUGAAUAUUUUGCAAUUGGAGUUUCCAGAUACUCAUGAGCACCGUACAUGAAAAAACUUGUCAAUUUCCUUUGCGUGAUAGGUGAAUUAUACAAAUGAAAAAUUGAAGAAGCUAAAUGAUAACUUAAUAUAUGUGUAUGUAACUUAAUGAACUUUGUAUCAACUU